Erythranthe guttata (spotted monkey flower) is the source of this 530-nucleotide messenger RNA. The record is from RefSeq and is a predicted model, not a curated record. NCBI's taxonomy places the organism in Eukaryota, Viridiplantae, Streptophyta, Magnoliopsida, Lamiales, Phrymaceae.
UAUUAAUUUCAAUAUCAAUUAAUGCCCACAAAAUAUAAAUAAAUAAUUAAAAAUUGAAGUUUGGUGAAUACCUUCAUCAAUGUGUGAUAAUAUAGUAUUGUAUUUAAGAAAGAAAAAAUGGUGGCAGUCUUUUGUUGACAAGACAAAAUGUUUGAAUGUUGAAAAGUAGGAUGUUAAUUUGUAUCAGUAAAUUCAUUAUUAAGGCAUAAUCGCUCGCUAAUUUGUUGCACAGAAAGCUAAUCAUGGCAAAUAAGCCCGUCAAAUACUUCCUGGUUGAUGCAUUUACCGACUCCGCAUUCAAGGGGAAUCCGGCGGCGGUGUGCUUGCUGGUGGAGGAGAGAGAUGAUGAGUGGCUGCAAGCGGUGGCGCGUGAGUUUAAUAUUUCGCAGACUUGCUUUCUGACUCGGCUCACCGAGUCGGCCGACUCAGUAGUCGCCUCUGUUCCCAGGUUUCGCCUCCGUUGGUUCACUACCGUUGCUGAGGUAAAACUCUGUGGACAUGCAACUUUAGCUGCAUCCCACACCAUAUGA